UUGGUGUCUGUCUAGCAUACGGAAUUACGGAAAUAUAAUGAAAUCUUUAAUAGUUUUUGUAUUAUUGGCAUUUAUUUGUUUUGAAGUUGCCGUCUCAGCUGGUGCCUAUAGUGGCGGAGGUGGUGGUGCUUCUAUACCCUCUCCACCUUGUCCUAAAAAUUACUUGUUCGGUUGUCAACCGGUAGUAACUACUGCACCAUGUGGGGCUAAUAAGAAACCUUCCUGUGGUGGAUCAGCUGCAUAUUCACAUCACAUACCCAGAUACUUGGAGGCACCAUGGAAUGUUUUAUAUGCUUAUCAAACACAUUAUCCCUUGAUACCUCAACACAUAUAAAAUAAUAUUUGCAAUAUAAAGUUUUGAUUAAUUGUCAAAAAACUACUUUAAAUAAACAUUUUUUAUAUAAGUUUUUAAUGAAAAAUUAAUAAUUUUUUUCAUUUUGGUAAAUUUUACGUUAAAAAUAAUACCUUUUCAAAUAAGUUGUUAAGGGAUUAAGCUUUGAACAUCAAAAUUAAAUGUCAUUAUACGAUUUCAAAGAGUUUGAAUUGGAAAUUUCAACAACUGUUU
Molecule: messenger RNA, 565 nt
Organism: Lucilia cuprina (Australian sheep blowfly)
Lineage: Eukaryota; Metazoa; Arthropoda; Insecta; Diptera; Calliphoridae
Product: vitelline membrane protein Vm32E-like
Exons: 1
Coding region: 38-334 (98 amino acids)
Source: RefSeq, a predicted model, not a curated record